Sodiomyces alkalinus F11 is the source of this 1699-nucleotide messenger RNA. RefSeq lists its product as hypothetical. The coding region runs from base 296 to 1369 and encodes 357 amino acids. The record is from RefSeq and is a predicted model, not a curated record. NCBI's taxonomy places the organism in Eukaryota, Fungi, Ascomycota, Sordariomycetes, Glomerellales, Plectosphaerellaceae. The transcript is spliced from 2 exons.
UGGGGUGUCGGUUGGUGUUGCCGUCAUUCUCGGCCUCCUUGGUUUCGGUUUCUGGUUCAUGCGCCGUAGGAGGAACCAGUCCAUCGAAGAGGAACACCGUCGCAACGCCGCCGUCAACUCGUUCAUUGCUGGCGCAAAGCCUCCCGGUAGCAGCGGCGGCGUCUCCAUGACCGAUUCCCGCAUGGACCCCGUCCUAGCUCACCGCCGGUUGAGCGACGGUAGCAUCGCCGACAACCAAGAUUACUCGCGCAAGAUCCUCCGGGUCACCAACGCAUGAGAUGUUGAGUGAGCAUGUAUGACAAGCAUCUCGCGACACCAUCUACCACCUAUCAUUUACACUUUCUAUUUUUCUUGGCAUAUAAGGCGUUGUAUGGAUGUCAAAUCAUGUCGUUGGAGGGAAUGGGGCGUCACCUAUUCCCCAGGAGCCCAAUCCUUGGGACUGACCAGGCGUGUUCUGUGCUUUGCUUUGUUUUCUUUUCUCGGAUUGUCUCUUUAUUUGUCAUGGUGUAGGAGGCUACAUCAACCUCCAAGGGUUCGUGAUGAUUCGGAUCUUUCUGAAAUGGGAACAUCGCUGCGAGCACGAAACACACCAGCUCGACACCAGCAACAAAAGCCCCCAUGCCUAUGCCGUCCACUCCUUAACCUCAUUGAAUAUCCCACUCUCGAAUUCCUUCUCGGCAGGAUCUUUCUGUCGGAGUGUCGCAAGACAAGAGAUUCCAAGUCGCCCUUACUUUUCUUCCAUCGACAACAUGCUGGAUUUUACCCCCUCGUGCGCAACCCGAAAUACCGGGUCUCGGCUUUUCCAACGCAGAUUCGAAUCCAAUGUCGGUAUACGAUCCGACAAUGGCCACAUCCGAAUGGAUCUCGACGCUUCUGUCAGUGGAAGGAAACUGGCUCCGGUCGAAUUUCGAUCUAUCCACAUUUGUUCGAUCGACCUCUAUUUAUUAUAACUCGUCUGUUUGGAAAUUAUUUGGAACUCCUCGCAGGAAGAAGUGGACGUUGGGAAACGCUCCUGGUGCAACCGCUUUUCUUUUCAAUCCUUUUUUUGUUUUUUGUGUGUGUACAUAUGCAGCCGUCGACCCUCAGCUCGACCGAUGACAGAACUAUUGAUGGGGGUCGGAAGGGCCCUUUGUUCCCCCUUGGAGCUCCUUUUCGUAACUCGUUGGGGAGACGUUUGGCUGCAAAGGGUAGGCCGGAAAAUAGAAGGAGGAAUUGGACGGAUUCUCUCGUCGUCGAGCUGUUUCUUGGCUCCUGUGUCCGGGGUAGGCUGGCCCAGCGUUGGAUGAUGUGCUGUGCUUUUUCCGAACCUGCUGUGUCACGGCGGGCUAUGAAAUGUUGGAUGUUAUCUAGGAGAAACUUGUUGGCAUAGUAAUCGAGCAUAUCAGGUGAUUAUCUCCUCCCGGUUCUUCGCCGGUUCCCUCUCGUGGGUAUGGCUAUCGUUGCGGGCUUGUAUAGCAUGCCGUCGUUUUUUUUUCUUUCUCCAGCGGUUCUACGGAGUAAGUGAAGUACACUAUAUUGGGAGACGACGAGUUGAGACGGGGUUGCUGAAGACCAUCAUAGGGCGGACGCUGUUAAACGCUCAAUGUCAAACCAACCACCUCGCCACACGAGCUCAAGACUAGGUAGGCGACCUCUACUCUGGAUAUCUUGACCUCGUACUUCGUAAUACCUGAGAAUCCAGAUGGGCCAAACAUAUCGU